Messenger RNA from Myxocyprinus asiaticus (Chinese sucker), 5781 nucleotides. It is a transcript of the gene acss2, whose product is annotated as acyl-CoA synthetase short chain family member 2. The record is from RefSeq and is a predicted model, not a curated record. The transcript is spliced from 19 exons. Gene Ontology annotation, molecular function: acetyl-CoA synthetase activity; AMP binding. The coding region runs from base 674 to 2770 and encodes 698 amino acids. Gene Ontology annotation, cellular component: cytoplasm. Lineage: Eukaryota; Metazoa; Chordata; Actinopteri; Cypriniformes; Catostomidae.
CAGGACUAUCUGGUUUUUAAUGGUACUUGUCAUUCCACCCACUUUUUAUUUUAUAUCUACGGUUUUAUGGCUGUCCUCCUGCAGGCACACUGAGGAUUUGUAAUUCACGCGUGGAAGAAUGACUAUGUCAGAUAUCAUGCUGUAUGGACGGCUGUUUUGAUUGAAUGCAGUUAUAUUAAAUGCUGGGAAAGAUUUCCACCCAUAACCGACCUUGCACGAGCUAACGCAGGCGAGAAACUGUCUGACAGCUCUCAAGUGCAUCUUUUGUGUCUUUUUUUUAUUUUUUCUAUGUGGGACUUCUUUUAAGUCCAAACUUAUUUUGGUAUUCCGUCUUCAAAUUUGCGAUUGCACUAUCGCCUGACGAACACUUUGAGCGAAUCCAAUUUGAACGGUUCUCGGACAGCUCGUCCUUUGCAAACUGAAUCUGGAUCAGUAAAACACAACAGUACUGUUGUUGGAUAUAACUCCAAAUCUUAGUUUUAGUCUUCAUUUUAUUUUAUGAUUAUUAUUUUUUUUAAAUUUCAAACUCAAAUGCACACAGCGCCUGUAUGGGAGUGAAACUCUCACACACGGAAGUGACUUGCACAUCUUAGGCCAGUCAUCUCUGCGCGUGUGUGUGUGUUUACUAGGUGAAUUUGCAUACCUUGUAUAAAUUGUAUUGGUAAAUUGAAAAAUGAUCCCUGAUAAAGCACCAGGCGAGGAUGUGUUACAUGCAUCCGGGGACUUGAAGAAAGACGCGCACAUCCCCAGCUUUGAGAAAUACAAAGAGCUCUACAUCAAAUCUGUCGAGUCUCCAGAGGAGUUCUGGGGAGAUGUCGCCAAAGACUUUUUCUGGAAGACAAAAUACACCGGGAAGUUCCUGGACUACAAUUUUGAUGUGACCAAGGGUGAGAUUUUCGUGAAGUGCAUGGAAGGUGCCACAACCAACAUCUGCUACAAUGUGUUGGACCGCAACGUCCAUGAGAGGAAACUGGGGGACAAAGUGGCUUUUUACUGGGAGGGGAAUGAACCUGGAGAUGAGAAGACCGUGACCUUCAGAGAACUGCUCCAGCAAGUCUGCAAGUUUGCCAAUGUCCUCAAGUCACAAGGUGUAAAAAAAGGUGAUUGUGUAUCUAUUUACAUGCCCAUGGUGGUGGAGCUGGUGGUGGCCAUGUUGGCCUGUGCUCGGAUUGGAGCGGUCCACUCUAUUGUGUUUGCCGGUUUUUCUGCUGAGUCGCUGUGUGAAAGGAUCAUGGACUCGCAGUGCUGUCUGCUUAUUACAGCCGAUGGCUUUUACCGCGGUGAUAAGCUGAUCAAUCUGAAGCUAAUAGCUGACGAGGCACUACAGAAAUGCAGGGACAAGUCUUUCUCAAUGGAGAAAUGUAUAAUGCUUAAACACCUCACAAAGGAUGAGGCCACAACGCCUGGGUCCCUGUCACCUCCAUUGAAGCGUGCCUGCCCCGACCUGCAGCAGGAGAAACAGAAAGAAAGAGUAAGGAAGGUCCAUCCCCCCCCACAGGUGCCAUGGAAUCCUGAGGUAGAUAUGUGUUGGCACUCUCUUAUUGGUGGAGCUUCAGAAGAGUGUGAACCUGUCUGGUGUGAAUCAGAAGAUCCACUCUUCAUCCUUUACACCAGUGGCUCUACUGGAAAACCUAAGGGUGUAUUGCACACAGUGAGUGGCUACAUGCUCUACACUGCUGCCACCUUUAAGCUGGUGUUUGAUUAUCACCCAGAUGAUGUAUACUGGUGCACUGCAGACAUUGGUUGGAUAACAGGUCACUCGUACAUCACAUAUGGGCCCCUAGCCAACGGGGCAACCAGUGUGCUGUUUGAGGGUUUGCCCACAUACCCGGAUGUGAGCCGAAUGUGGGAGAUUGUUGAUAAAUAUUACGUCUCCAAGUUCUACACGGCACCCACCGCUAUCCGGAUGCUUAUGAAGUAUGGCAGUGAGCCCGUACUGAAGUAUAAGCGUGGCUCUCUGAAAAUUUUGGGGACAGUAGGGGAGCCCAUAAACCCAGAAGCCUGGCAGUGGUACUACAGUGUGGUGGGAGAGAAGAGAUGCCCAGUGGUGGACACAUUCUGGCAGACUGAGACGGGUGGGCAUGUGAUGACUCCACUGCCAGCUGCCACUCCCAUGAAGCCAGGCUCUGCUACAUUUCCUUUUUUUGGGGUUGUACCUGCCAUUCUGAAUGAGUCAGGGGAGGAACUUGAAGGACCAAGCGAGGGCUAUCUGGUGUUUAAACAGCCAUGGCCAGGUGUGAUGAGAACUAUAUAUGGGAACCACCAGAGGUUUGAAACCACCUACUUCAAGAAAUUCCCUGGAUAUUAUGUCACUGGAGAUGGUUGCCGUAGAGAUAAGGAUGGGUACUACUGGAUCACUGGAAGGAUAGAUGACAUGCUGAAUGUGUCUGGGCACCUGUUAAGCACCGCAGAGGUGGAGUCAGCUCUAGUGGAGCAUGAAGCUGUGGCAGAGGCAGCAGUUGUAGGGAGGCCACAUCCUGUUAAAGGGGAGAGUCUCUACUGCUUUGUCACCCUCAAUGACGGAAUCAGCUACAACCAAAAGUUGGAGGCAGAGCUUAAAAAGCAAGUGAGAGAGAAGAUUGGUGCUAUAGCUACACCUGACUACAUACAGAAUGCACCUGGCCUUCCGAAAACAAGAUCAGGGAAAAUCAUGCGUCGUGUCCUGAGGAAGAUAGCAUGUAAUGAGCGGGAUUUGGGUGAUGUGUCCACACUUGCAGACAGCUCUGUCAUUGAUCAACUGUUUGAAAACCGCUGUGGUACUGCUGUGUGACCAUUAGGAGGAGCCAACUCAAUGCUACUGUCUGGCCCCAUAUGAGCUUCUGUUCUGGGAGGAAGAGGAAGAAUCUGAGCUAGAAUGAAGUGUAGAAAAAAAGCAAGUGGGCAGACAGCAAGAAAAAGUAUUUUUAAGGUGUAUAAAUCCUGCUGCAAUGCGCUACCGUUUAGAUAUUUCUAAGCAAAUACAAGGUUUGGGAGCGACUUGGGGUUUUAAAAGGAUUUUAACAGGACCCAUUGUAUAUUAGAAAUCAUUUUAGCACAAAAGUUUAUUUUUGUUAUUUGUCUUUGUCGAUUUUUUUUUUUUGUUUUGUUUUUGUUUUUGUUUGUGUUUGUUUGCAGUUGGUUUGGCCUCAAAUUCAUUAUGAUACAUAACACAGUAUCAAGCUGUUUUUUGUUGACUACUGUCAUCCAGUGGUUUCUUAUAGUUCACUGGCGUGCCAUUCUUAAUUCCAUUAUGUGUGCAUAAUUCUAGGUCUAAAUAUGUAUUUCUCUUUUGUUCAAUUUGUUCAUAGAAACAUAUACAAUGACAUUGUCCUAUAAUGUGCCAACAUUCCUUAAAGCAGGUUAGCAAUUGUUUGAUGAUUUUGUUGUGUACUAAGUAAUUAUGCUUUUAAUUUCUCUGCUUCGGUUUAGGAUCUGUGUGUGUGUGUGAGAUAUAUAUACACACACAGUUGAAGUCAGAAGUUUACAAACACUUAGGUUGACGUCAUUAAAACUAAUUUUUUUUAACCACUCCACAGAUUUCAUAUUAGCAAACUAUAGAUUUGGCAAGUCGUUUAGGACAUCUACUUUGUGCAUGACACAAGUAAAUUUUCCAACAAUUGUUUACAGACAGAUUGUUUCACAUUUAAUUGAUUUUAUCACAAUUCCAGUGGGUCAGAAGUUUACAUUAAGUUAACUGUGCCUUUUAAGCAGCUUGGAAAAUUCUAGAUAAUGAUGUCAUGCCUUUAGGCAAUUAGCAAAUUAGCUUGUGAUAGGCUAAUUGGAGUGAAUUUGAGGUGUACCUGUGGAUGUAUUUUAAGGCCUACUUUCAAACUUGCUUGACAUCAUGGGAAAAUAUAAAGGAAUCAGCAAAGAUAAAAAAAAAAAUGUAUUAUUAAAAAAUAAAUUGUGGACCUCCACAAGUCUGGUUCAUCCUUGGGAGCAAUUUCCAAAUCCCUGAAGGUACCACAUUCAUCUGUACAAACAAUAGUACGCAAGUAUAAACACCAUGGGACCAUGCAGCCAUCAUACCACUCAGGAAGGAGAUGCAUUGUCUCCUAGAGAUUAACGUAGUUUGGUGCGAAAAGUGCAAAUCAAUUCCAGAACAACAGCAAAGGACCUUGUGAAGAUGCUGGAGGAAACAGGUAGACAAGUAUCUAUAUCCACAGUAAAACGAGUCUUAUAUCGACAUAACCUGAAAGGCUGCUCAGCAAGGAAGAAACCAAUGCUCCAAUACCGCCAUAAAAAAGCCAGACUGCAGUUUGCAAGUGUACAUGGGAACAAAGAUCUUACUUUUUGGAGAAAUGUCCUGUGGUCUGAUGAAACAAAAAUUGAACUGUUUGGUCAUAAUGACCAUUGUUAUGUUUGGAGGAAAAAUGGUGAGGCUUGCAAGCCAAAGAACACCAUCCCAGCCAUGAAGCAUGGGGGUGGCAGUAUCAUGUUGUGGGGGUGCUUUGCUGCAGGAGGGACUGGUGCACUUCACAAAAUAGAUGUCAUCAUGAGGAAGGAAAAUUAUGUGGAUAUAUUGAAAAAACAUCUCAAGACAUCAGACAGGAAGUUAAAGCUUGGUCGCAAAUGGUCUUCCAAAUGGAUAAUGACACCAAACAUACCUCCAGAGUUGUGGCAAAAUAGCUUAAGGACAACAAAUUCAAGGUUUUGGAGUGGGCAGAACUUAAAAAGUGUGUGCGAGCAAGGAGGCCUACAAACCUGACUCAGUUACACCAGUUCUGUCUGGAGGAAUGGGCCAAAAUUCCAGCAACUUAUUGUGAGAAGCUUGUGGAAGGCUACCCAAAACGUCUGACCCAAGUUAAACAAUUUAAAGGCAAUGCUACAAAUACUAACAAAGUGUUUGUAAACUUCUGACCCACUAGGAAUGUGAUGAAAGAAAUAAAAGCUGAAAUAAAUCAUUCUCUCUAAUAUUAUUAUGACAUUUCACAUUCUUAAAAUAAAGUAGUGAUCCCAACUGACCUAAGACAGGGAAUGUUUUCUACAAUUAAAUGUCAGGAAUUGUGAAAAACUGAGUUUAAAUGUAUUUGGCUAAGGUGUAUGUAAACUUCUGACUUCAACUGUACAUACAAAAUUACAAAUUAUAUAGACUACUGGUUGUAAACAAGCCAAAGCAUGCAGUAUAACUUACCAGAAUAAGGGCAGGUAUAAGGCAGGUGUUUGCAUAUGUUAAAGCUGAACUAUGUAUAUUUGAUACCUGGUACAAUUUGCAGCUGUUUGCAAACACUUGCGUGUGAACGUCUGAUAUUAAAUUCUUCCAGGAAAGUUAUAAAAGAGCUGUUAUUGACUGUUCUGGAUGCAUUUGAAAACAUGUACCCAAGAUAACGGUAGACUUGCAUCUCUUACCAUGAUAGUGGUCCAGUCCAAUUCAUAGUCUACUGUAUCCCCAGUUCAGAUUUCAGGAGAGAAGAGUGGUGAUCAAAUUCCAGUUUUGUUUCAUAGUGUAUGGUGCUUGCAUGCACCAAUGCCACAUCCAUGGAUUGUAUUUCUCACUGUUGUCAGAUUCAUUUGAUGCUGUUGUUUUUGCAAAUAUUUCCUCCAGCUUAGCAUUAAUUAUUUGUUUUUGUUUUUUGUACAAUACAUUUGGGCUUUUCAUUGAUCACGUGGAUGCCAGUGCUCCUCUCAAACCUAAAAUACCCAAUGUACUUUCCACAUGUGCGACUGAACCUUUAAAUGUCAGUUUAAUGUAUUUUCUUAACCAUGAACGUUUCCCUUUUGUCAUGAAUUUUCUUGUUGUCAGAUCAUUUGAACAAUGUCUGUCAUGCAGAACUGGGUGAAUUAAAGUGCUGAAAUUUUAAA